Messenger RNA from Dioscorea cayenensis subsp. rotundata (Guinea yam), 435 nucleotides. RefSeq names its product vestitone reductase-like. Gene Ontology annotation, molecular function: oxidoreductase activity, acting on the CH-OH group of donors, NAD or NADP as acceptor. The transcript is spliced from 3 exons. Lineage: Eukaryota; Viridiplantae; Streptophyta; Magnoliopsida; Dioscoreales; Dioscoreaceae. The record is from RefSeq and is a predicted model, not a curated record. The coding region runs from base 1 to 435 and encodes 144 amino acids.
AUGAGUAAACCGUUUCCUUUUGUCUGCAAGCCUAGCUACCUAGAGGAGGGAUUGCGAGAUAGAUAUAUAUUUCUAGAUUUGAGAGUUCAGAGGAAGAGAAAGAAAGGAAGAGAUGGAUCAGGUUUUACUGGGUCUUGGCUGGUGAAUAAGCUUCUUGACAAAGGCCAUGUUGUGCAGACAAUUCUAAGAAACUUGGUAGAUGAUGAAAGGAAGACAGGGUUGCUGAAGAGCUUUGCAGGAGCAAAUAGCAGGCUGUUCUUGUUUGAAGCUGAUAUAUAUAAGCCAGAGAGUUUUGUGGCUGCCAUCCAAGGUUGUGAGUUUGUGUUCUUGGUUGCCACACCGUUGCAGCAUAAUUCUCACAGCGCCAAGAAAGUUUAUCGCAGCAUCUUACCUAGUCUUUUUGUUAAUUCUUCAGCUCUAUAUUCAAAAUCAUGA